Molecule: messenger RNA, 1107 nt
Organism: Peromyscus californicus insignis
Lineage: Eukaryota; Metazoa; Chordata; Mammalia; Rodentia; Cricetidae
Product: signal-regulatory protein beta-1-like
Biological process (GO): positive regulation of phagocytosis; positive regulation of T cell activation
Cellular component (GO): plasma membrane
Source: RefSeq, a predicted model, not a curated record
AUGUUUCCUACAGGAGCAGCUACACAGAAGGAGCUGAAGGUGAUUCAGCCUAAGAAAUCAGCUUCUGUCUCUGCUGGAGCAUCAGCCACUCUGAACUGUACUGUGACCUCCUUCUCCCCCGUGGGGCCUGUGAAGUGGUUCAGGGGUACAGGACAGAGUCGGCACCUAAUAUAUAGUUUCACAGGAGAGCGAUUCCCCAGAGUCACAAAUGUUACAGAUACUACAAAGAGAAACAACCUGGACUUUUCCAUCCGCAUCAGUAAUGUCACACCUGCUGAUGCUGGUACCUACUACUGUGUGAAGAUCCACAGAGCAGACACUGGCAAGGAGAUUGGGUCUGGGGGAGGCACAGUGCUGAAUGUGCUUGCUAAACCAUCUCCUCCUGUGGUCUCGGGCCCUGCAGUCAGAGUUACUCCUGAGCAAACAGUGAGCUUCACAUGCAAGUCCUAUGGCUUCUCUCCUCGAAACAUCACACUUAAGUGGUUCAAAGAUGGAAAUGAGCUCCCUCACUUCCUAACUACUGUGGACCCCAAAGGAGAAAGCGUCUCCUACAAUAUCUCCAGCACAGCCCAAGUGGUAUUGAGCCCUUGGGAUGUCCACUCUCAGAUCAUCUGUGAGGUGGCCCAUGUCACCUUGCAAGGAGGCCCUCUCCAUGGGACUGCCAACUUGUCUGAUACCAUCCAAGUUUCACCCACUGUGGAGAUCAGCCAGCAGCUCAAUGGUAUGGUUUCUAAUAAGUUCUACCCUUUGAGCCUUCGCUUGACCUGGUUAGAGAAUGGAAAAGUAUCCCAGAUAGAAGAGCCUUCUAUGUUCACAGUAAACAAGGAUGGAAGCUACAGCUGGACCAGCUGGCGCUUGGUGAAUGUAUCUGCCCAUGAGGAGGACAUGUUACUCACCUGCCAAGUUGAGCAUGAUAGACAGCCAGCAGUCCUAAAAACCCAUACUGUGGUGAUCAGUGCACAGCAGAGGGAACAAGGUAUUAGCACCAUGUCUGGACUGAAGACAUCAGAUACUGCUGAGGUCCUUGUAGCUGUGUUCCUUGGACCCAAACUGCUACUGGUAAUUGGUGCCUUUGCCAUCUACAUGCACAAGAAGCAGAAGGCCUGA